Messenger RNA from Durusdinium trenchii, 939 nucleotides. The record is from the annotation of a GenBank genome assembly. NCBI's taxonomy places the organism in Eukaryota, Dinophyceae, Suessiales, Symbiodiniaceae.
AUAUUCAAGUGUCAAGGUUUGCCGAAAGCUCGCGCGAAGCAAUGGUGUGCCAGGGAAGAAGGCGACAGGCCUUGUGUCUGCUGGGCCUCUGGAGCCUCUACCUCCGAACCGAGGAGCAGCCUGGGCAGACCUGCUUUGCCUUGGCCGGUGCUGUGUCCGGGGUCCCCGGUGCAGCGCACCUGGUGCCGGCAAUCCUUCCACCUGUUUUUGGUUCAAGGUCUUCUCGCAGCCGGGCGAAGCAGGCGAACGAGCGAAGCCACAGUCCGUCUCGCUUUGCCUUGGCCGGUGCUGUGCGCCACGGGUGGAGAGACCCGCGCGUGGUGCAGAGACCGAGGCCGCGCAUUGUGCGACAGAUUCAAACCUAUGACGCCUUUGAGAACAUGGGGAACCCCUUCGAUGUCUAUGCGACCUUCUUCGGGCUCUCGGUCGUGAUGUUGGUUAUUCUCUUCGUCUUUCCCUUCGCCACCAACUUCGGGCGUACCGAUGACAAGGAGGAGGAAGAUGUAGAGCUCCUCUACGAGGAGGUCGACGACGAGGAGGAUGACAAGGAGGACCUCUAUGAGGAAGAAGAUGAGACACCGGACGAAAAGGUGAAAGCCGUCGAGAAGGAGGUGAAGAAACAGGCGACGACGGCGAGCCAAGUGGCCCCCUAGGCGGGUUUCCGCCCGCCCCGUUAAACGGCCCGGGAGAGACCUUUCGGCGCCGAGAGGGGGUGUGUUCUUCGGGAGGUCGGCGCCGCGUUGAACGCACCGCUGCCGGCGCCUCCGACCAGGGAAGACACCCUUUCCAUUCCUUCGGCCGGGGAAGAGCGGACCCGUUGCCUUUCGGAAGACACCGAGGAUUCGAGCGAUUCAACGAAGGAGUCGAAUCCCUCGAUGCCAAAGGGCGAAGAUGUUGGCAUCACUGGCCAUGACUUACUCCCCUAGGCUUCCAACAACC